CUACAGCCGCUCCCCUCCCCCCUUAGUCUCGUCUCUCUCUGUUCUCACAAUACACACACACACAGCACGCAGGCGCCGGCGACACCGCCGUCGCCCCUGCGGCCUCGUCUCUUCCUCCACCGCCUGACACCCCCACAUCUCCCUCGACCUUUCUUUCUAUUCUCCUCUCGCAAAUCGACUUCCUCUCUCUCUUGGUUGUCACAACCGACGGCGCCCCUUGCGCCGUCCCUUCCUUGGCAACGGCGAUUGUCGCCGGUCACUAAUCAUCUGGUCUCCCUCAUCGCACAACACAAAGCUCGACUCUCACACAACGCACAAGACUCAACACACAUAAAAGCAGCUCUCUCUUCCUCUCUAGGCUCUGCUGCGACAAGGCCCCCGCCUCGCCGCUCGCAACAAGCGACAACGCCGCCCCUAAUUUCCCAAGCCCUAGAUUUCCAUCCAAAGUGUAGUAUGCGUUUCAGACAUUUUCACACUACCAUCUUACGCUCGUCGCGAAUUAAUGCAACGCCGCCGCGCCGGAAUACUAGCCACUUUUUCGAACCACCGCCCAGCAGGGAACGGGUGAGGCCCAGAAGCAACAGAUUUACGGACUCCGACAUAGUGAAAUACAACGUCGCUAUCACAAACUACUUGCGCAAUGGCCAAUGCGACGCCGCCUUGCGCCUCUUCAACUCCAUGCCUCGCAAAUCCACGGUCUCCUACAACACUAUGAUAUCCGGUUACUUGUCUAAUGGCGAAUUCAAACUUGCCCAACACCUGUUCGAUGAAAUGCCAGUUAAGGAUUUGAUCACUCGGAAUAUAAUGAUAAGUGGGAAUGUUAAGAACAAGAAUCUCGGAGCUGCACGCCGACUGUUCGACGAAAUGCCUGUGAGGGAUGUUGUUUCGUGGAACGCCAUGUUGUCCGGAUAUGCGCAGAACGGGUUCUUGGAUGAGGCCAGGAGGCUCUUUGACGCGACGCCAGAGAGGAAUGAGAUAUCAUGGAAUGCAAUUCUUGCGGCGUAUGUUCAAAAUGGGAAGAUUGAGGAGGCGAGGAGGUUGUUUGACAGUAAAGAGCGUUGGGCGCUGGUUUCUUGGAACUGUUUGAUGGGAGGCUACUUGAAGAAAAAGAGGUUGGUUGAAGCGAGGCAGGUUUUCAAACAUAUGCCUGUUAGAGACGAGGUUUCGUGGAAUACAAUGGUUACAUGUUAUGCACAGAAUGGGGAUAUGAAAGAAGCAAGGAAAUUGUUUCAAGAAUGUCCGAGCCGUGGUGUGUUCACAUGGACGGCAAUGGUGUCCGGUUACAUACAAAAUGGACAGUUGGAUGAAGCUAGGAGGGUUUUUGAUGAGAUGCCGGAGAAGGGUGUCGUGUCGUGGAAUGCAAUGAUUGCAGGGUAUGUGCAAAGCAAGAAUAUGGAUUUGGCGGGAAAGCUGUUUGAAGCAAUGCCAUGUAAGAAUAUUAGUUCUUGGAACACUAUGAUAACUGGUUAUGCUCAAAACAAUGCUAUUGCCAAAGCUAGGGAUUUAUUUGAUAGGAUGCCAUAUAGGGAUUGUAUCUCGUGGUCGGCAAUCAUAGCUGCGUACGUUCACAAUGGUGAUAGUGAGGAGGCAUUGCGGAUUUUCAUUGACGCGAUGAGGGAUGGAGAAAGGUUGAACCGGUCUGCAUUUGUUGGUGCUUUAACUACUUGUGCGGAUAUUGCUGCUUUUGAGCUUGGUAAGCAAAUACACGGGCGUGUUGCUAAAGCAGGAUUUGACUUUGGCUGUUAUGUUGGAAAUGCUCUUCUCUCCAUGUACUGUAGGUGUGGAAGCAUCAAUGAGGCGUAUGAAGUUUUUGAGAGAAUUGAGGAUAAGGAUGUGAUCUCUUGGAAUACAAUCAUUACUGGUUAUGCAAGACAUGGCUUUGGCCAAGAAGCUCUCCAGCAUUUCAAAUCAAUGAAACAAGCCUCUAUCCAACCUGAUGAAGUUACAAUGGUUGGUGUUCUGUCUGCUUGUAGUCAUACCGGCUUGGUAGACAACGGAAAACAUUAUUUCUAUUCCAUGAAUAAAGAUCACGGCAUAGUGCCAAAUCCAAAGCACUAUACCUGCCUGAUUGAUCUCCUAGGUCGAGCUGGGCGCCUUGAUGAAGCUCAAAAGGUAAUGAAAAAUAUGCCUUUUGAGGCGGAUGGAGCAACGUGGGGAGCUCUCCUAGGUGCUAGCAGGAUUCAUGGAAAUACAAAAUUGGGAGAAAAGGCUGCCGAAAUGAUCUUUGCUUUGGAACCGUGGAACUCUGGGAUGUAUGUUCUUCUCUCAAACUUAUAUGCAGCUUCGGGCAGAUGGGAAGAUGUUAAUAAGAUACGAUUAAGAAUGAUGAAUAGGAAUGUCAGAAAAACUCCGGGAUAUAGCUGGGUUGAAGUUCUAAACAAGAUUCACACGUUUUCUGUUGGAGACUGGACCCAUCCUGAUAGCGGAAGCAUCCAUGCAUUCUUGGAAGAGUUGGAUUUGCGGAUGAAAGAGGAGGGAUAUGUUUCGGCCACGAGACUAGUGCUGCAUGAUGUGGAGGAAGAAGAAAAGCAACUUAUGCUCAAGUAUCACAGUGAAAGAUUAGCUGUUGCUUAUGGGAUUAUGAAAACACCGAGUGGGAGACCUGUUUGCGUUUACAAGAACUUGCGCGUUUGUGAGGACUGCCACACCGCGAUUAAGCUCAUAGCCAAGAUCGUCGGGAGAUUGAUCAUCUUACGUGAUUCUAAUCGUUUUCAUCACUUCAAGGGAGGAUCAUGUAACUGUGGUGACUAUUGGUGAAUAACUUACAAGUUUCUUCACUUCUUCAGCUGUUGGUAAAUGUAGAAAAUAGAUUAUUCAAAAACAUUGCAAUUAUAAGAUCAAAUUUUUGCAAUUACAAUAUUUCUAAUCCUUUUAGCAA
This is a messenger RNA of Salvia miltiorrhiza (redroot sage), 2878 nucleotides long. RefSeq names its product pentatricopeptide repeat-containing protein At4g02750-like. Gene Ontology annotation, biological process: RNA modification. The transcript is spliced from 2 exons. NCBI's taxonomy places the organism in Eukaryota, Viridiplantae, Streptophyta, Magnoliopsida, Lamiales, Lamiaceae. Gene Ontology annotation, molecular function: RNA binding; zinc ion binding; protein binding. The coding region runs from base 454 to 2757 and encodes 767 amino acids. The record is from RefSeq and is a predicted model, not a curated record.